Lonchura striata (white-rumped munia) is the source of this 878-nucleotide messenger RNA. Lineage: Eukaryota; Metazoa; Chordata; Aves; Passeriformes; Estrildidae. The record is from RefSeq and is a predicted model, not a curated record.
GGCGCGGGGCCGCCAUGCUGGCACCGGGAGCGGCGGGACGAGCGCUGAGCCGGGCCCUGGGCCUGGGCCACGGCCCGGUGGGACCGGGGGCGCCGGCACGGGCCCUGAGCCUCAGCCACGGCCCGGGCUCGGUGGUGGUGGAGCGGGUGUACCCGGUGCCGCUGGCCCGGGCGGGCGCGGUGCCCCGGCCGCAGCCGCGCCGGUUCCGCGUGUUCCGGCUGCUGCGGGACGGGAAGCACCGGCCCCGCGGAGAGCUGGAGCUGCUGCUGAGCCGCGCCGUGCAGGGCCUGGGCGGCCGCGGGGACGUGGUGAGCGUCGGGAAGAGCCGGGGCAGGAACCAACUGCUGGCCCAGGGCCUGGCCCAGUACCCCAGCCCGGAGAACCUGCGGCGCUUCCAGCGGGAGAGGGAGCUGGCUCAGCAGGGGAAGCUGGAGGAGCCCCAAACCCUGAGCGGGCAGAAGACCCUGGAAUUCCUGCGGCGCUGCCGGCUCCAGGUGGGGAUGAAGAACAACCGGAGCUGGGAGCUCAGCCCCGCCAUCGUGGCCCGGCACUUCCUCAAGAACCUGGGGGUGUCGGUGCCCCCCCACGCUCUGCGCCUGCCCCCGGAGCCGAUCACGCGCUGGGGCCACUCCUGGUGCGACGUCACGGUGAACGGGCUGGACACGGUGCGGGUGCCCAUGGACGUGGUGCAGUUCCUGCACCCCAAAACCAAACGCUUCCGGCACUGGCGGCAGCGGCAGCAGCAGCAGCUCGAGAGCAGCCGGGAGCGGCUCCUCUGAAUUUGGGGUCCCCCCCGACGGAUUUGGGGUCCCCAGAAUGGAUUUGGGGUCCCCAGGAAUUUUUGGGGUCCCCAGGAAUUUUUGGGGUCCCCUGGAAUU